Thlaspi arvense is the source of this 2064-nucleotide messenger RNA. The record is from the annotation of a GenBank genome assembly. Lineage: Eukaryota; Viridiplantae; Streptophyta; Magnoliopsida; Brassicales; Brassicaceae.
AUGAGACAUAGUAAGAAGACUGUUGUCUCUAAAACCUCUUCUUCUGUUGCUAUAGUCGAAGCAAACCCUCACGACAACAAAGUUGUUCCCAUUGAAGCACCGAUUGUGUCUUCAUACAACGAUCGGAUCAGGCCGUUACUUGACACUGUGGACAGGCUAAGGAACCUCAAUGUGAUGAGAGAAGGGAUCCAGCUUCCCACCAUUGUUGUUGUAGGAGACCAGUCCUCAGGGAAGUCGAGCGUUCUUGAGUCCUUGGCAGGAAUCAGUUUGCCUCGCGGGCAAGGUAUCUGCACUAGGGUUCCUCUUGUGAUGAGGCUUCAACAAAGCUCUAACCCUGAACCUGAGAUCUGGCUUGAGUACAGUGACAAAGUUGUUCCUACGGAUGAGGAACACAUUGCUGAAGCAAUAUGUGCUGCAACUGAUGUGAUCGCUGAUGCCGACAUUGUGGGCAUCCCUGUGUUAGCUCAGAAGCUAACGCUUAUCCAGGCAACGAUGAUCUCCCGAUGUUUACCAGAAAUCGUACGCAAGAUCCAUAAGAAGAUGGAAACCGCGAACCACGAGCUGAACAAGCUGCCAAUGGUGAUGGCUUCUACAGCGGAAGCACUCAUGGCGUUAAUGGACAUCAUUGGCUCUGCAAAGGAAUCUCUCCUAAGAAUCUUUGUCCAAGGAGAUUUCUCAGAGUAUCCACUUGAUCGAAACAUGCACUGUACUGCUCGUUUGGCUGAUAUGUUAAGCGAAUUCUCAGAUGAUCUACAAGCAAAGCCAAAGGAAGUUACCGAGUUCUUGAUGGAUGAAAUCAAAGUUCUUGAGGAAUGCAGAUGUGUUGGAUUGCCUAAUUUCAUUCCGAGAUCAGCAUUCUUGCCUAUUCUUUCGCAAUAUGUGGAUGACAUACAAGCUAAACCGGUUGAGUUCAUCAAGAAGAUUUGGGGCUACAUCGAAGUUGUUCUCUCAUCAGUGAUCAUCAAACACUCUGAAAACUUCCCACAGAUUCAAUCUUCCAUCAAACGAGCCGGUCGAAAUCUUAUCGGCAAACUUAAGGAGCAAUCUGUUGAUCGGGUCAUUCAGAUCGUUGAGAUGGAGAAGCUUACCGAUUACACAUGUAACCCUGAUUACAUGACGUCCUGGACGGAGAAGACGAAAGCACAACAAAGCUUCAUAUAUGCUGUUUUGAGCGAUGGGCAAAAACCUGAGAGCUUCUCUUUGUCUGGGUUCGGGAAUGUGAAGAUUUCGCAUCUGAGGAAGUAUCACGCCCAUUUGCUGCAGCAGGCGUUCGACAUGAAGAUGAGGAUCACUUCCUACUGGACCAUCGUCCUGAAAAGGAUUGUUGAUAACCUUGCGCUGUAUCUUCAGCUGUCUGUGAAGUACCUCGUGAACAGUCAGUUUCAGAAGGAGAUCGUGGCGGAGAUGGUGGAUCCCAGCGGCGGAGGAAUUGAGAGGAUGCUUGAGGAGUCGCCGUCGGUGGCGAAUAAGAGGGAGAAGCUGAAGAACAGUAUCAAGCUUCUGAAGGAGUCGAAGGACGCUGUUGCCGCCAUUGAUUUUCUCAAUAUGUUCUUUGAGAAAGUGUACAAACCGAUCCCUCUAGUUCACAAUCUGGUUCUUGCUAUGCUUUGGCGUCACCCUGAGAACGUGGAGCUGGAGAGAGUCAAGGUUGUUCACUACUGUGCAGCCGGAUCCAAGCCAUGGAGGUACACAGGAGAAGAAGCUAACAUGGACAGAGAAGACAUCAAGAUGUUAGUUGAUAAAUGGUGGGAUGUAUAUAAUGAUGAAUCACUCGAUUUCAAACCCAAAAGCCCUCAAGAUGUGGAGGAAACCGUAACCAAAUCGACCAUCCUAGCUUCGGUACUCGAACCGGAAUUUACCUACUAUCCUGCACCUUCUGCUGCUUGAAAAAGUCUUAUAAAAGAACUCGGAGUGUUCCUAUAUCUAUUUUCUUCUGAUAUACAUAGUUUGAAAUAGUAUAGUAUAAGCAGAAAUAUAAAACCUUGGUGAGUUGGAAUCACAGUUAUUAGCUGCCUUUUUCUCGACCCGAGAGGUUUUCAAAUAGUAUAUGCUAAAGUGUGUAAG